This is a messenger RNA of Symbiodinium natans, 2454 nucleotides long. The record is from the annotation of a GenBank genome assembly. Lineage: Eukaryota; Dinophyceae; Suessiales; Symbiodiniaceae.
AUGGAGGGCGGGGCGAAGCUUUCGAUGGCCAUUCACAAGGCCAUGGAUGUAAUUCGCCAGCUCCGUGACCUCGGCGUCGAUGCUGACGUGGACUUGCCACGCAUCUGUGUAGUGGGCAAACAGAGCAGCGGCAAGUCUUCAGUGAUGGAGGCAUUGACAGGAAUAUCCGUGCCCCGCGCAGCUGGAACUUGCACGCGAUGCGCGUAUGAAAUCUACACCUCAGCAGCCGAUGUGGAGUUCAGCUGCGCCGUCAGCAUCCGAUGCGAAGAGCUGGGCAAGUUGCGACUGGCAGAGACCUCCGACAUGUCGAAGGUGGCGGAGCUCCUGGGACUUGCCCAGACGUUGCUGCUCAGCCCCAUCCACCUGGAGAAGUUCCGGAAGACGCAAGAAAUUCCCGAGAAGCCUGGGUGGUUGACCGUGGAGUCACUGAGGGGGCUGUUUGAGGGGUCCCCAUCCCCAACGGCAUCCCUUGAGCUGGAGUUCACAAGGGACGUCGUGCAAGUGGACAUUCGAGGCAGGGAGUUCCAAGCACUCCAGCUCAUCGAUCUUCCAGGCCUCAUUGCGUCCGCGCCAAAUGCGGAGCUGGUGUCGUUAAUUCGGGACUUGUGCUCCGAUUACAUCCGCCGGGAGAACACGCUGAUUGCGAUGUGCUGCCCCUUCGACGACGACUUGGAGAAUCAAGAGGUCCGCGCCCUGGCCAAGAAAUUUGAUGCCGAGGGCCUCCGGACGGUGGGGAUCCUCACGAAGGCGGACAGGAUUCCAGAAGGCCUGGAGACGCAGUGGGAGAAGAUCCUCCUGAAUCAGAUGAACUUGUAUAAGCUCAAGCAUGGCUACUUUGCAGUGAAGAAUCCAGGACAGUCUGACUUAGACAAGGGCCUGACUGCCGCGGAGGCAAGAAGAAUGGAAGAAGCCUUCUUCGAUGGCCCGCAGUGGCAACAUGGUCGGGAUCGUUGUGGGACCUCACCUUUGCGAGACUUCCUGGGAGAUCAACUGCACCGCCUCAUCCAGCAGCAGCUGCCCGAGGUGCAAACAGAGCUCGCCGCGCAGCACGAGAAGACCGAGAAGGAGCUGAAGAGCUUGGGCCUUCCGCUCGUUCCGGAGAUGGUCAUGGUCGAGCUCAUGAGCUUGUUGGAGAAGAUCAAGGGCCUUCUUCACAAGACGAUUGAGGCUCAGGACCGCGCUGAGCUGGACUUUUGGAAAUCUCUGGAGAAGAAGUACCAAGAGCUCAGGAAUGCCUGCUUUGAUUGUCGGCCUCUGCUUAAAGCUGGGGAGGUUGUGCUGGACAACAGCGAUUUGGUAUGCCGCAAGAUGAGGGUGUCGCUGAAAAGCUGGGACGAUUGGCACUGGCUCACUGCCCACAUGACAGCUGAGCGACAGCUCACGCAAGACAUUGACGCGAGCGGCAGGAAGGUUCCAGCCGCUUCCCGCGUACUGGAUGAGGACUGGUUGAGAAUGCCAGGCGCAAAUACCCCGCAUUUUCGCGCAGGAACACCACACCGCAACGACUCCAUUCCUCCGGACUGGAAGUCAGGUUGGCAGGAAGAAGCAAAUGGAAUCUGUAGUACGUUCUGGGAACGGCCGAAGCAGCUGGUGCAGAAGAGUCCCCAGUGGCCUGUCGUGAUAACCCUCGUCGAGGGGCCUCGCGAAGGGCAAUACCUCAGUGUGGGCAAGGUUCGUGAGCUCAUCGAGCGGCACAGGGGGCGUGAGCUCCGGCUUCCCGGUGGGCCUGCUGCUUACGCGGCAGCUCGAGGCCUCAUUCACGACGCCAUCAAGAAGUGGGAGAAGCCCGCAACGAGCUGCGUCACAGAGAGCAGUCGAUUGCUGAGUGAACUCGCCCAUGCCGUGGUCGCUGAGUCCACCAAGCUGUAUCCAGUACUUCGCACGGAGCUGCUGGGGUCCAUCACGGAAACCGUGAAACAGGCAACAGGCAUUUGUCAGGAAAGCAAGGAGAAGCUUCUGGAGCAAGAGUUGUCUCCGGACUUGUUCACGCAAAACGACCACUACCUUCAGGAUGGGUUUGAGAAGGCCCAGCUCAUGGUCAGGAAGCAACUGGGCCUCACGAUUGGUUGGAAACAGCUGGCACCGAAGGAUCAGGAAGACCUCAGGCGAUUGCUGCGAGCGAGCGGCAUAAAGCUCGAGAAGGACCUGGUAGAGCCAAGUGACGAUGACGAUGCAAUCUGGUGCAUGUGCGUCACAUACGCCUAUCACAAGGUUGCGUUCAAGCGCUUCUGUGAUCAGUUGCCACGCGAAGUGGACACAAUGCUUCGUCUUGUCGUGGACUCGAUGUCGAAAGAUGUGUGGAAGAGGCUGCAAGGUUACAUGGAGCGGGGCGCAGUCCAUGAGCUUUUCCAUGAAAGUGACGAAACCGCGGCUUAUCGGAAGAAGCUCGCCGACAAGGCCGCGAGGCUCUCGAAAGCGUUGCAGCUACUCCAAAUGCAGGAGAAGUCGAAGUGA